UUGUGGGAGACAGGCUAUUAAAGACAAGCGACGAGCAAACAUGGCGUCCAAAUCAAAAGGUCUGUUAGAGAGGUUCAGAGACGGGGAGGUGGUUAUAUGUGCGGAGGGAUAUCUGUUUGAGUUCGAGCGACGCGGCUACCUGCAAGCCGGCACGUACGUACCGGAAGUCGUCAUCGAGCACCCGGAACUGGUGGAGGCUCUGCAUAGGGAGUUUGUGCACGCCGGUAGCGAUGUGGUGCUGGCCUUCACGUUCUACUUGCACCGUGAGAAGCUGCGGCUGAUCGGUCGGGAGGCGGACCUGGAGCGGCUGAACCGGGCGGCGCUGCGGCUGGCCAGGCAGGUGGCGGACGACACCGGCACCCUCAUGGCGGGAAACAUCUGCAGCACCAACAUCUACGACCCGACGGAUCCGGCCUGGGAGCCGGCCGCGCGCGCCAUGUUCAAGGAACAGAUCGAGUGGGCCGUGGAGGGCGGAGCGGACUUCAUCUACGCCGAGACGUUCUUCGCCUACGCCGAGGCCCGGCUCGCUUUGGACUGCGUCAAACAGUACGGCAACGGUUUGCCGGCUGUUGUCAGCAUCAGUAAGCACCGCGGAGACCUGCUGUUUGACGGGGUUCCGCUAGAGGACGCGCUGGAGCGGCUGGCGGAGGCCGGUGCGGCGGCCGUCGGACUGAACUGCGGGCGCGGCCCGUCCACCAUGCUGCCGCUGCUCCAGGGACUCAAGGACAAGAUCAAGGUGCCGCUGGUGGCCGUGCCCGUCCCGUACCGCACCCAUCAGGACAGCCCGCACUUCAUGACGCUCAAAGACCCGGACGGUAAUCUGGCGUUCCCGUUGGACCUAGACCCGUGGCUGUGCAGCCGGUCUCAGAUCGCCGCCUGGAGCGCCCGGGCGUACGCCCUCGGGGUCCGGUACCUCGGGCUGUGCUGCGGGAACGCCUCGCACUUCACCCGCGCCAUGGCUGAGGCGCUGGGCCGCCAGCCGCCCGCCAGCCGCUACACGGCCGACAUGACCAAACACGCAUACUACGGGACAGACCCCGCGCUAAUCAAGUUUAACACGGAACAAGUCCGUAAAACCAAGUUCUGAUGUACCGACCCGACUCUCGUCAAGUUUAACAUCCUCUGACCGAGUUUGACGGCCUGAGACCCGCUACUUUUGAUGACUGAUGACUGGUUUAUUGAUAAAAACAUUUUGCAGCCCGGAGGCUGAAUUGCAUGUUUCAUUACAUUCCUUGCCCACCGUAAGAAGUUUUAAAAAAUCAUUCCAGCUAAUUUGUGAAUAAAAUGGAAAUGCAACUUCUACAUACAUACAUGACAAAAAAAAAUUAAUAUUUACAUUUAUAAAUCGUUAAGGAGUUUCACAAUGUAGGGCAAGGGGCUCUUGGAGUAACGCCUCGUACGUGCUACAAUACCGUCAAAUUUGUUUGUUUGCCUUGUUGACCUGCCUGUUACUUCGCCUCUUGUUUGAGGAAGCCAGUGAUGAAAGAGAGUUGAUUUUUUUUUCUGAACUCUCGGCACAAGUUGUUGUGGAGGCUGUGUAACCUCAGUACUUUACAUGACUGUUCGUACGAGAGGUAUAAUCAUAUUUUUCGAGAUAACCCCGUACUUCCCGUCUUGCUACAAGUCAGGCGGGGAGCUUGGGCCGCUAUAGUG
Branchiostoma belcheri (Belcher's lancelet) is the source of this 1653-nucleotide messenger RNA. RefSeq names its product betaine--homocysteine S-methyltransferase 1-like. Bases 41 to 1087 code for a protein of 348 amino acids. Gene Ontology annotation, molecular function: zinc ion binding; methyltransferase activity. The transcript has 7 exons. Lineage: Eukaryota; Metazoa; Chordata; Leptocardii; Amphioxiformes; Branchiostomatidae. The record is from RefSeq and is a predicted model, not a curated record.